AUGACGGAGAAGGCCAAAUCAGGGCCUACGAAGCCCAUAGGUGGGGGUCCAACCAUUCGCAAACGCAAGGCUCAUAAGAAGAGUCGGUUCGGAUGCCGCAACUGCAAGCUCAGAAGAAUCAAGUGCAAUGAGGCUCGGCCGAAUUGCGAACAAUGCCUGCGCUUCGAAGUCUUGUGCAACUAUGGCCCUAGCGUACCGGAUCUUCAGCCUUGUUCGGCGAGUUCCAACGUCGUCCAAAUGGAGUCUGUGCUCGACAAGUCUCCGCUUCUGACAGCCCAACCUGUUCUGGAUAUGGUGAGCGCUUCCUUGCAGGAAGACAGUCUUGGGUCGGGGUGGAAACCAGGGGUAAUGCGAUUCGAUAACGCUGACCUGGCGCGAUUGGACAAAUUCCAAUCACGCACGGUGCUGACAAUCGGUGUCAAACGAGUGGCUCGUCUUUUGCAGCAAGAAGUCAUCCAACUCGCUUGUACACAUCGGUUCCUGAUGCACCUUGUGCAGGUGGUGACAGCUUGCCACGACCGUUAUUUGUGCGGAGUUGCCACUGCGAGACCAAGCCGAGCCGAGACAUAUCAUAUGAGCCAAGCUCUGGCAGCCUUUCAGACGAUCUUAUCUCGACCGAUUCACCAUGACGACCGUGAUGCUUUGAUGCUGGCAUCUUCCCUCCUCGGGGUCGCAAGCUUCUUCAACCUCGAAGCGUCCACCAUCGAGGAAGUAUGGCCACUGGCCGAUUCUGACAUGUCGUGGCUCAAUCUGAGUGACGGCAAACGGACAGUCUGGAAGUUGGCCAAACCGUUACGGGCCGAAAGCCUUUGGCAAGAGGUUGGUCGCAUCUAUGAUCGAGAUCAUACGCUAGCGACUGAGCUUUCUGAACACGUCCCUUCGAUCUUUGCUCAUCUGUUCAGCAACGACCUAUCAUCGCAGUCUGCUGCUGCCAACCCAUGUUAUAAGACGUCACGGGCUCUUCUGCCUUUACUUGAGCUCGAGUGCAAUGACUCCACGUGGCUCCAGUUUCUCGAGUUCCUCUGCCACCUGGACCCUCCUUACAAGCUCCUGCUCCAGCAACGAGACCCUUGGGCCCUGCUUAUUCUGUGUUAUUGGUAUAUGAAAGUGUGCAGAGGCGCUUGGUGGGUAUCAUCACGCUGUAUUCUACAAGGCCAAGCGAUUUGUCUGUAUCUCGAGCGCUAUCAUUCGACGGAUGCUGCCAUACAAGCGGCGUUGAAACAGCCGAGACUGGAGUUUGAAGCUGCGCAGAUGGAUGGCUGGGGUGGUAUCUCUUUUGUUGUGCAUCGUCCGCAGUCGGCAACCGUACUGCAGUGGAUGUAG
Molecule: messenger RNA, 1323 nt
Organism: Cladophialophora yegresii CBS 114405
Lineage: Eukaryota; Fungi; Ascomycota; Eurotiomycetes; Chaetothyriales; Herpotrichiellaceae
Exons: 1
Coding region: 1-1323 (440 amino acids)
Biological process (GO): regulation of transcription by RNA polymerase II
Molecular function (GO): DNA-binding transcription activator activity, RNA polymerase II-specific; zinc ion binding
Source: RefSeq, a predicted model, not a curated record